AUGCCUGGCUGCGUAUUGCAGGCCGCCCACCAGUCACAUUUUAGCGUCACAAGUUUCCAGGCCCAGACAUAUUUGCACUUGACAGGCCGGUGUGGGGAUCAAGACGAAGGGAUGGAGGAAAUCGGUGUGAUGUUCUUACUUGAGGAGCUUUUCCUUUCUGAAGACGAUCCCAGCAUCACAAACUAUUUGGAGCGUCUCCACCCAUUGCUGGGAGUCACUACUUACAACUACCUUGUUAUUUACAAGUUUUUGUUUUUCGAAAAUAAACCACGAACUGCUAGUACGAAGCCUUUCGUCGUCGAAUCUGAAUCUUUGUUUUCAGAAUCUUCGCAAUACCAAUACCUGUGUGUAAAAUCAUGUACUAAAAAUAAACCUAGCGAUUCAUAGAAGUAUUCUUGCACUUCAUCGCUAAUAUUGUCCGUUUUUCAUUCUCCUGAUUUUUUUGGUGAUGCAGCCAGGUCCAGAAUCUUCAGCUGCUGACCCUGAAAUUAUGUUACCGUUUUUAUCAAGGGAUUGAGUACAACUUCCGCGGUAUGAUGAUUUUCCAAAUGCCUAUCUAUCAAUUUUCAUGUAGGAAAAAGAAUGCGCUGAGUUGUUGAACAAUUCGCAAGCGGUUUUCUCGCUCUAGCAGGACGAGACGGCGUCGGCGCACCAUUUUUUUCCAAGAAUCAAAGUUUCGUUGCGCUGGUAGAAAUUAUGGAGUACUACUUCGGAAUUCGACUACUGUCUGCAGGUCAGGUGUGCUUUCAUCAACCGCAACCGUCUCUCCUGUGGGCAAUACUAAAAUUCAACUUUAUGUGACUGAAAAUUUUCAUCAUUUUUUUCGUUUCGCGCGUACUUCUGUUUCACCUCUGACGGGCUCAGGCAGUAGCAAGAGCGAGCGUCUUCGCAUGAUCAUGUCAAGUCGCGGCAGGUGCUCCUACUGGAAGACAAACACAAGUUUGAUUGCGCACCGCUUUUUAUGUUCAGCAAUUAUAGGAGUAGCAUAGCAUCUACUUGGGUUUAAAGAAACAGCAGUGUAAAAAUGAACCAUGAUGUUUUUUCGUUUUUACGCAAACGGCGAGAGGGCCUGUUAUUCCAUAUGCAUAUUUCUUUUCACAAAAUGUCUUUUCUCAACACUACACCAUAUGUUUCCUCCUGCACAACUACAUAAGAAUGCCUUGAGCGGAUUUUUGACAGCAUAUAGCUACAUCAAAAUCCGAGAUUUCAGACUUCUGCUGUUGUACAAGCACUCUGUCAUGAUCCUCAGGGCCAUCAUCAGGAGGUCUAUGAGCAGUGAUUCGAUAAGCAAGGCUAUUCGCAGGCAUUUCUGCUUGCAUCAU
Amoebophrya sp. A120 is the source of this 1322-nucleotide messenger RNA. NCBI's taxonomy places the organism in Eukaryota, Dinophyceae, Syndiniales, Amoebophryaceae. The record is from the annotation of a GenBank genome assembly.